Molecule: messenger RNA, 601 nt
Organism: Calliphora vicina (urban bluebottle blowfly)
Lineage: Eukaryota; Metazoa; Arthropoda; Insecta; Diptera; Calliphoridae
Exons: 3
Coding region: 93-488 (131 amino acids)
Source: RefSeq, a predicted model, not a curated record
UCUAGACAUCAGUUACAGUUUCAAUUAAGAACAUUGUAAAUUAAGACUUGUUAAUUAUUUUCUAUUUGCAAAAUUUUGUUUAGAAAUUCAAUAUGGUAAAAACGUUUUCGAUCACAUGUGUUUUCAUCUUAAUGAGUCUGGUGUAUCGGUGUAUGGCAGGACCUAUAGAAGUGGAAAAAUCUUCAGAUGAUGAUUUAAGCACCUCGGAAACUUUUGGUUAUGGCUAUUAUCAACCUGGUGUAUAUUCUGCUCCCAUGGUGGCCACUAGAGUACCCUUAGCCUCGACUGCAGCUAUAGCUGCACCUUUGGCCACCUCCACUAAAACUCUCAAUUCAGCUUCUAAUGGUUAUGCCCGUUCCGGUUAUGGUUAUGGCAGUGGCUAUAAAUAUGGCAGUGGUUAUGACUAUGGUAAGCGUUGGGGUUAUGGCGGUGGUAAUGCUGUCAAUGAAUUUUAUCGUCGUCAUCCCGUCUAUGUUGCCUGGGGCUAAGUAAACAUUAGAACAGAUAUCAAACGAAUUUGAAUAACAACCCAAAAGUGCCAUGUUAUCCCACUAGUUUUUUUAAGUUCUUUGCAAAUAACAAUAAAAUAUAAUCGCAUAUA